This is a messenger RNA of Stegastes partitus (bicolor damselfish), 8000 nucleotides long. RefSeq names its product dishevelled associated activator of morphogenesis 2 (gene daam2). The record is from RefSeq and is a predicted model, not a curated record. Gene Ontology annotation, biological process: regulation of non-canonical Wnt signaling pathway; actin cytoskeleton organization; negative regulation of oligodendrocyte differentiation. NCBI's taxonomy places the organism in Eukaryota, Metazoa, Chordata, Actinopteri, Pomacentridae. Bases 390 to 3620 code for a protein of 1076 amino acids. Gene Ontology annotation, molecular function: small GTPase binding; actin binding. The transcript has 26 exons.
UCAGCUGAAAUCCAGAGCUCAGCUCAGAAGCUCAGAGAGGGGAAGCAGACAAAACGCAGCAGCUUCGGUCAAACUCAGCAAAGGCAUGGAAUUUGGCCAUGAAGUUCACAUUCUGAACGGCAAAAAGAGGUUUCUGAAACCAGAGAAUGCAGGAAUACUUUAAAUAUCUCUUCUAGUCUUGCUUGGAGGAGAAGCUCUCUUUUUUUUUUCCAUUGCUAGGGACGCGACACGGGGACAAUUCAUCUCUUAGUGCAGCCUGUCUGAAGUGGAUCAUGCCCCCCAGAUAGCAGCCUCGUCCUCCUCUCCACUCCCCUUCCCUCACCCCUUGGCCCCUUCCUCUACCUUCCCGGUCCAGCGCCACCACUGCCACCUGCGUCACCACGGCCAUCAUGCCCCCCAGGAAGAGGACGCGGCCGGGCCUGGGCUUCCUGUGCUGCUUUGGCAGCAGCGAGCCCCCAGAGAUCAACCUGAAGGACAGCGUGCCGCUGCAGCUGCUGGAGUUCAGCGCCCCCAUGCCACCUGCUGAGGAGCUGCACGCCCGUUUCUCCGAACUGGUGGAUGAGCUGGACCUGACGGAUAAGAACAGGGAGGCCAUGUUUGCUCUGCCCGAUGAGAAGAAAUGGCAGAUCUACUGCAGCAAGAAGAAGGAGCAAGAGGACCCCAACAAGUUGGCCACCAGCUGGCCCGACUACUACAUUGACCGGAUUAACUCUAUGGCGGCUAUGCAGACCCUGUUUGCCUUUGAUGAGGAGGAAAUGGAAAUGAGGAACAAGGUGGUGGAGGAUCUGAAGACAGCACUUCGGACUCAGCCAAUGAGGUUCGUUACACGCUUCAUCGAGCUGGAUGGCCUCACCUGCCUCCUCAACUUCCUGCGCAGCAUGGACUACGAGACGUCAGAGAGCCGUGUCCACACCUCCGUCAUCGGCUGCAUCAAGGCCCUGAUGAACAACUCGCAGGGCCGCGCACACGUCCUGGCUCACCCACAGAGCAUCAACACCAUCUCACAGAGCCUGCGGACGGAGAACAUCAAAACCAAAGUGGCGGUGCUGGAGAUUCUUGGGGCCGUUUGCCUGGUGCCUGACGGACAUAAGAAGGUGCUGCAGGCCAUGGUGCACUACCAGAAAUACGCUGCUGAGAGGACUCGCUUCCAGACGCUGCUGAAUGAGCUGGACAGAAGUACGGGACGCUACAGAGAUGAGGUCAACUUAAAGACAGCCAUCAUGUCCUUCAUAAACGCUGUGCUCAACGCUGGAGCUGGAGAGGACAACCUUGAGUUCCGCCUCCACCUAAGGUUCGAGUUCUUGAUGUUGGGCAUCCAGCCGGUCAUCGACAAGCUCCGAGAGCAUGAAAACGCCACUCUGGAUAGGCAUUUGGACUUCUUUGAGAUGGUGCGGAAUGAGGAUGACUCAGAACUGGCCAAAAGAUUUGAUAUGUCCCAUGUAGAUACAAAGAGUGCUGGUAACAUGUUUGAGCUAAUCAAGAAGAAACUGAGCCACACGGAUUCCUACCCACACCUCCUCUCCAUCCUCCAACACUGCCUGCAGAUGCCCUAUAAACGUGGUGGUGGCAGCCUGCAGCACUGGCAGCUCUUAGACAGGAUUCUCCAGCAGAUAGUCCUGCAGGAUGACAAGGGAGAAGACCCCGACAUCGCCCCUCUGGACAACUUCAGUGUUAAAAACAUCAUUCGCAUGUUGGUCAAUGAAAACGAGGUGAAACAGUGGCGAGACCAGGCAGAGAAGUUUAGGAAAGAUCACGGAGAGCUGCUAGCAAAGCUGGAGAGGAAAGAGCGAGAGUGUGAUACCAAGACCCAGGAGAAGGAGGACAUGAUGAAGACUUUGAACAAGAUGAAGGACAAGCUACAACGAGAGGGUGUGGAGCUGCGCUCAGCCCGGGAGCAAGUGCUGGACCUGUCGUCACGCAUUAAUGACGUGAUAGCUGGCGGCAGCGUAUCUUUCCCGCCUCCCCCUCCUCCUCCUGGUGGCCCCGUGGCUCCUCCUCCACCACCUAUGAUGGGUGGCUUCCCUCCCCCUCCACCUCCUCUACCGUUCAGCUGCCCGCCUCCUCCACCACCUCCCCCUCCGCCCGGAGCACCGCCUCCUCCGCCCGGAGCUCCUCCCAUCUUCGGAAUUCCACCUCCUCCUGUCCCCUCAUCAUUCAACUCAAUGGGCACUAUGCGCUCCAAGUCCAUCCCUCAGCCUUCUCAUCCCCUCAAGUCCUUCAACUGGGCUAAACUAGGAGAGAAUGUAAUCAAUGGCACCAUCUGGAACGACAUUGAUGACCUGAGAGCUUUCAAGAUCCUUGACCUCAAGGACAUAGAGAAGAUGUUUUCAGCAUAUCAGAGACAGCAGGACCUGCUAACUAACCAAUCCUUCAAACAGAAAGAGACGGGCUCUAUGGAUGACAUAUACGUCAGCACACGGAAGGUCAAAGAGCUGUCAGUCAUUGAUGGCAGACGUGCACAGAACUGUGUCAUCCUGCUCUCAAAGUUAAAAAUGAGCAAUGAAGAAAUCAAGAGGGCGAUCCUAGAGAUGGAUGAGAGAGAAGAGCUAGCCAAAGAUAUGUUGGAGCAGCUACUGAAGUUUGUCCCAGAGAAAAGUGACAUUGACCUGCUGGAGGAGCACAAACAUGAGCUGGAGAGGAUGGCCCGGGCUGACCGCUUCCUCUUUGAAAUGAGCAGAAUUGACCACUACCAGCAGAGACUGCAGGCUCUGUUCUUUAAGAAGAAGUUUGCAGAGCGUCUAGCUGAAACCAAGCCUAAGGUUGAAGCUAUCCUGAAUGCAUCCAAGGAGGUGGUGCGGAGCAAGCGUCUGACUCAGGUCCUGGAGGUAGUUCUGGCCUUCGGCAACUUCAUGAACAAAGGCCAGAGGGGGAACGCCUAUGGAUUCAAGGUGUCCAGCCUCAACAAGAUCGCCGACACCAAGUCCAGCAUAGACAGAAACAUCACCAUGUUGCACUACUUGAUCAUGAUCUUUGAGAAGAACUACCCAGACACGCUGCACAUCCAGGAGGACCUCAACAGUGUACCAGAGGCUGCCAAAGUCAAUUUGUCAGAGUUGGAAAAAGAAGUGCACAAUAUCAAAAGUGGACUGAAGGCUCUAGAGGCGGAGCUGCACCACCAGCAGAGCAGGACGAGGGAGCGCGGGGAUAAGUUUGUGGCCGUGAUCGGGGACUUCAUCACUGUGGCUGGCUUCAGCUUCUCUGAACUGGAGGACCAGCUGAGUGAAGCCAAGGACAAGUUUGCCAAAUCUCUGAAGCACUUUGGGGAAGAAGAAGGAAGGAUGCAGCCUGACGAGUUCUUCGGGAUCUUCGACACGUUUUUACAGUCGUUCAGCGAAGCACGGCAAGACCUGGAGAACAUGCAGCGACGUAAGGACGAGGAGGAGAGGAGGGCACGGAUGGAGGCCAUGCUCAAGGAGCAGAGGGAGCGGGAACGGCGGGCCAAGAAGGGCGGAGCCUCGGACGAGGUCGGCGGGGAGUUCGACGACCUGGUUUCGGCGCUGCGCUCCGGCGAGGUCUUUGAUAAGGACCUGAACAAGUUCAAACGCAACCGCAAGCGUUCCGUUAACCAGCUGGUGGAAGGUGGUGGUCGUGAACGAGCCGUCACCAAGGUCAACUACUAGGUUGGAUAAAGGACGGACAAAAAAAAAACAAAAAACACACUAGACACCUGAAUUCUGCCAUGGCGUAGAUCUCUUAACACCUUUAGUCCAGGUCCUGGAACAUGACCGCUCACAUUGGAGAGGAUGUAAAUAACGGCUGGACUGGACAUGUAGCGACAGGUAUGGACAGGUAUGCCGUCUUGAAGGAUGCAACACUCUCCUCUGAUUGGUCAUGUAAAGCUAUUUCCAACCUGUUUGUCCUGGAUGAAGGACAGUUGGGAUGGAUAGAUGGACGGACACACCACUGUGACACGUUAUCCCAUGUCCUUUGACCAUAUCCUUUAACACUGUGCUCAAGGUUCUCACUGUCUAUCACCUUACUGUCUUUCACUUUCUAUCUCUUUUUUUCUCUCACAAACCCCUCUCUGUUCCUCUGUAAACUCCUUGGUGCUGGAGAGGAAUCAUUUUUACUCUAUGGCUCUAAAACACAUGGACAUUGGGAUCAGCCAGUCACUCUGUACAUAGACGCGAGACCAAGAGAAAGGAUUGGAAACAGGACUAUGAAGGAUCUCCAGGCAGAUUUUUUUUUUUAAAAAAACAACUGAAAAAGAAGUUGGGGGGGAGCUAAGCCAUAACCUCCACAGUCAUGGUUGCUUCAGGUAUUCCCCAGAAAAUUAAAAGACUUCUCAGAAUGGAUGGAUGUUCAUGAGCUCUCUUUAUUGCAAAGAAGGACAUGGAGGCCGAGAAUGCCGAGGAGUGAUACACGACGGUGGGUGAUCCCAGUGGUCUCAUACACGGCACACAGCAUUCCCAGGGAGGACAUACGUACAUCCCGAUCUGCAGUUUUGCAGGAAACAAACAGCUCUUCUCAAGGAAACUUCUCAACUUGAUCCAUCAACAAAGUGACUGUGCCACAUGGGUCAAGCCUCACCUACACUCUAAAAUGGUCUCAACAUCGUUCUGGCAUUAACCCGUGCCAAAGCAAAGAGAAAGCAAAUGUAAAUGUAUUAAUACAAAACAUACUGCAAUUAGACGUUGAUAUAUAUAUUUAUAUUUAGAUGCAGACAAGCUAAUUGCAAAGAUGUAGAGGUUUUUUAUGUUUUGGGAUUUUGUACACGCAAUGCAUUAUUUGUUGGUGUUGCAAGUUCACAUUGCUCUUGAAGUGAAUUUCUAUACAUUUUGCGCUUUAUGUAAAAGAGAUAACUGCUUGUCCUUUUCACACCUGUAUGUCUUGUUUGCACUGUAGCUUUUCUGACAAACUUUACACUCAAAUGACCACAAGCCAGCUAGAGCAUUCUCUCUGUUCUCAGAUUAAGAUAAUGAAGAAAUGCCAUAAAUGACUUUAAAGGCGUAAUCUGGAGUUAGUUUACAGUGCUUUUCCCUGCUCUGCUGUCAGUCUAUAAGGUUCAUAUCUGACUUUAUUCCUCUCCAUCACCUACAAACUAGUGAGUACUAUCCAUAGUAUCGGUGAGAUCUGUUCCACUGGUACUAAAACAUUUGAUCUGUGGACAGCCAUCAGCCCAGCUCAGGAUGUAUCAAUCUCACUCAAUGAAACUAUUGCUGAAUUGCACCGGUACCAGGAUUCAGCCUCAUCAUGCAGCGUUUCUGUGUGUUUUUAUCUUCAGUUGUGAUGUCAGACCUUAUUGUAUUGUCAGGGCACAAUGAAGCACUUACAGGGCGUAGAAAAUUUCCUCUUGAUGAAAAGUUUAGGUUUUCUUUAUUGACAGGACACGAACAGAGAGGAUCAUUGAAAAGAAUCUGUGCUUUCAUCUUUUCAUGCAGCUUCUCACAAAUGUUUACAUCAUGAUGGGCAACCUGCUGCCAAACCAGAGUCAGACCCAUGAACUCAAGGCCAACAUCAUUUUUCCUAAGGUUUUUUUAAAUUAUUUUUAGCACUCAGUGUAUUUUUUUAAUGUAUAUCUGCAUUUCCAAAACCUAAGCAGUACUCUUGACAGAGGCUGUGAUAUGAUGUGUAAGGUCACCUCAGCACACCAUUGACAUCCAGUUCUUAAAGAUACAGUAGUGGGUGAAAAGAAAUACAUGAGGGGAUGAAAGAGCAACUCCUGGUCAGUGCUUCAGGAGAAGGAUCAAGCUCAUCAUCACUGGGUGUGUUCUUAGAUAACCUUUUUUAUUCUUGCCAUCCACACACGUGGAUACUGUGGUACAGUAAAAGGCCAUAUGAGAGGUGUUGGACUGUGUAAUACAGCCAUCCUAUGUGUGACCUUCUCUGUCAGCCCGUUCACCCAGAAUCAGAAGGAAGGACUCUAGCUAAGAUGUUUAUUUCACAGCUCUAGGUUUUGGCAUAUAAUGCUCCUUACAUUUAGUCUGGUUCACUUUGGUCAAACUGGCCCAAGACUUUGCACAGCAGCCCCUGGUUGAGUUUGUCAGAGAUAGGACUAAAGUGGAUGUUCUCUUAGUGACAGUUAGCAUAAACUCAGAGUUCUCCUGUUGCAAGAUUUCCACUGCACCCGACUAAAUGAGCACUUAUUAUAUAUACAGUAAUGUUACAAAAGACAAGAAGACUUGUUUCACGGUGUUCCUGAACAAACUAAUAGACUUGUCACUCAACACCCUCGACAGCAUGUAUCGGUAUCUCUAGUGAUAACUAUCCCAGUUUGUCCUUAUUCCUUCAUUCUGCCUGUUUUUCUGUUCUGAAACAGUGUUCACCUUUAAGUGCCUCUGAUCCAGGUUUCACACGCACCAUUCCUGUUACUGUGUUUCAGUGCUUGUGACUUUCCAAGAAACAUACAGUACUUGCCGGUGAAAUGACAGUUAAAAUUAGACUAACUGGCGCCAUCUUGUGGCAUCAGAUAGCACACUUCACUUCAAGUUGAAGCAGACGUCACAGUCAGGUAAAACUUCUCCAGUGUGUUCAUGUGAUUUGUCUCUUGACCAAAGCUCUAGAAGCUCACUCACUAACUCACCUACUAGAUAAGUCCAGUAGGUGUAGUUUGGUGUUUCUGGAGUCACUCCAGAGGUUUGGCCUGUUACCUGUGAACACAUAAGCCCCCCUCCAUAGCUUUAAUUUAUCCACAAUAAGUUCUGUCACAGUGUCACCUCAUUCUGUCAGAUUAUAUUCCUUCAGUUUUUCCUGAAGCAGAAAGAAGCCGAUAUGCAGCACAGAAGAAGAUGUGAGAAAGCACAGAGAGGAUCUUUGAGCUUCCAUGUCCCAAGCUUAAGAGAUAAACCAGGAAACCAAGUCACUACAAACUUUUCCUGUGAAAUCACAAAGGAGGAAAUGGCCUUUGAUCGCCUAUUCUUAAACCAGCAUCUCGUGUAUAUUUGAGCUAUUCUGUUUCCUAACUUCUGCUCCUUUGUCUUUCAAGUUAAUCAGAGUUAGUAUAUCAGAUUUCAGCAGACCCUUUACACUCUUAAUUCAGAGCUUUAACCCAUAUUGUAGUGCAGACUAUUUACAGAGGGGUAUUGCAACAUUGUCAGUAUUAAUACAUGUUUGUGUUGUUACAUGUUUGGAUGUUUAUUUGGCCAUUGACUGGCCGGUUUUUGGAGUGUAAAGAUGGAAAUCAGAGGAAAGAACUUAGUAGCUUGUUCAAUGCACUUUUAUCAUGGGAAGUUUCCAUUUGCAGCACCGUUCUGAGGGCUUGGGUCCCUCGAGAAAAGAGAAGGGUGCAACGAAAGUGUGGUGCAGAAAAAACAUGGUGUGUAGAGGAAAGAGAAACAAAAGGGCAAGUGAGGGAAGAGACUCCGGCUGGACCGCUGGAAACACAUUAUUAGUCAGUCUGUUGAAUGGCUCUCCUGCUUUGGUGUGUUUAUAAAAAAAGAGGGGAAGGGAUGCGGGGUGUUUUCUGUCACCACAUUUCUGUCAUUACAUGCACAUGGCGUCGACCUGCAUGACUAGAGACGGGUGCACAAAGUGUGACGUGUUGACUUUAUCCUUUAACAGAAAAUUGCUUGCAUAAUGGAACACACCUGUUCCGCCACAAUUUGUACUGCCUGAGAAAAGUUGCACCCAUUCUUUGAGGUUGUAUAAUUGUGAGGAGUCAGUAUUUUUAUGGAUGAAAAAAAAGCAUCCUCUGCCGAAAGAUGUACAGUUGGAGAAAAAAAAAAGCAUUUUGUACACCAUUCUUGAUGUUUGAGAUAAGAUUAAAAAAAAGUUGAAAACAUUGAGGAAUGUUCCAUUUUCCUGUAAAUUGUACCUCUAUUUAUUUGCCUUAUUUAGUUUGCUAUAUUUUGUAUGUACACACAGCAUUACAACAAAAUGUUAUAUUAAAAAUAUGAAUAAUUAAACUGUGGUCCGUGUAUGAUGGAUAGUUCUGAGACUUGUAUAAGAAUGAGAAUUUUUUUGUUCUUUGUUUUUUUCAUUUCUAUAAUUUUAUUUUUGUUUUGUAUUUUUUCUCACCCUGUGUCUUUUGUAGGGUUACAAUAAACUUUCGUCCCUUACAA